Messenger RNA from Syngnathoides biaculeatus (alligator pipefish), 3600 nucleotides. It is a transcript of the gene grk7b, whose product is annotated as G protein-coupled receptor kinase 7b. The coding region runs from base 1360 to 2997 and encodes 545 amino acids. The transcript has 4 exons. Lineage: Eukaryota; Metazoa; Chordata; Actinopteri; Syngnathiformes; Syngnathidae. Gene Ontology annotation, biological process: regulation of signal transduction; protein phosphorylation; signal transduction. The record is from RefSeq and is a predicted model, not a curated record. Gene Ontology annotation, cellular component: cytoplasm. Gene Ontology annotation, molecular function: rhodopsin kinase activity; ATP binding.
UCAGAGAGAGGAAGCCCAUUGCAAUGUGAGCAUACAAUCUUCUCAACUAUAACUGGAUUUUUACUGACCCGGAUUGACUUGAACGGCCCACUUAGAACAUCUACUUUAGCGGAUCGAACCACCACUCCUCCCUCUAGGAAGUGUCUUUCAAGGCGUACGCUGCCGUUCUGCUGGAAAGGUCGUAGCAGCAGGGAUGGCCAAACUUAAAUCUUGAAAAUUUUGGCCCCCUGACUUUGAGUUUGACACCCCUGAUAUAUGGUAAAGCCCAUCCAGUAUGCUGUAGGUCAAUAUUCUAAGCAGUUCAACAUACCGUAAUUCCCGGCCUACAGAGCCCACCAAGUUAUAAGCCUCACCCAGUACAUUUGUAAAGGAAAUACCAUUUGGUAAAUACAUACACCGCAGCUGUGUAAAAGCCGCAAGUGGCUACAUUGAAACACGAGAUAUUUACAAAGAAAGAUGGCCACAAAGUUUAACUCUAGCGCCGGAGCGCUAACACUAAUGCUAGCGCCGCCAUGCUAAUUUUAGCGACACGUUAACAGGGCCGGUUAAAAAAAAAAAAAGAACUACCGGUAAAAAUCACUGAGACACGGCAUUAAUGCGCUAGCGGAGCGCUAACAGGGCCAGACCGGUAUUAGUCACUACCUCGGCACAUAUAUUCCACUGGUCUCACUCUUACCUUUUCCGCUCGAGUCCCCCCUUGUGGCCAUUAGAAAACGUUCACAAAUUAGCCGCAUAAACUGCAGGGUUGAAAGCGUGUGGAAAAAAGUUGCGACUUAUAGGCCGGAAAUUACGGUAUUUUGAAUCGUGUAUGGUGUGCUAUAGUUUUUAUUUCUCAUUCUACUAUCUGUUUGGAAGAUACGGAGGUUGGAAAGUUCUUUUGCAAAGGCCCACAGUGUCAAAAACAAAACCAAACACACUCAUUGCGGAUCACCAAAUCUCUACCAAAUGUACAUCAAGUUAUUGGUAUUGUGAUUUUCAAAUAAUUUGUAUUAAAAGGUGUUCAUGCUUCAAUUGUUACGACUGAUUGUGCAAGUGGUCAUUAUGUGGCCAACGGACGUGCAUAUGAAUUGUAUUGAAGGACUAAUCAGUGGGUUCAGACUUGCCACUUGUGACUUAAGGUGGCAGCUCACUUCUUGCACGUGGGCACUUUGCGUUCCCUAAAAAUAGGCCCAACUAAAGCCUCUUAAGUGCAAACCGCAUAAGUUGCUUUUCCUGAGUGCCAACAAAUCCCAGAGGAUAUAAUGGCACUUUGAAUGGGUGUGUCCGGAGGGACGCCCGCAGGUGUUCUCGGGGCGGAUGGACCAUGCGGGGGUCGCGAAGUAGGCCCCCCAACACCUUUUGUAGGUUGGGGCCACCGGUAUGAGUGAGCAGCUGGUGGAGGAGCUGGUGGCCAACACCGCCUACCUCAGGGCUCAGCGAAAGGACAGGAACGAGCUGCGAAAGGAGAGACUCUCCCUGACUCUGCCCCUGCCGACCAGCUCCGCGGUUCUGGAGGAAGCGAAAGGCGAGCGGUACGAGUCGCUUUGUGAGCGGCAGCCCAUCGGCAGGAAGCUAUUCCGGCAGUUUCUUCUCAGCCGUAAUCCGCAGUACGCCGCCGCCGUCGAGUUCCUGGAGGAGCUGGGAGAAUGGAGCUUUGCCGAAGAAGGCACCCAAGUCAAGGCCGGGCGGGACCACCUCCUCGUUAAAUUCUGUCGGCCCGAGUCGGAGAGUUUUCUGUCUUUUCUCAAAGGAGAUGCCGUGGAAACGUACAAACGUCCGUCGUACAACAUUGUUGAUGAGAUCACGCUGAGCCAGAUGAGAGAAGCCACAAGAGACUUCCUGCGUGGGAAACCUUUCUCGGAAUACCUGAGGAGUCCGUUCUUUUACAGGUUUCUGCAGUGGAAGGAAUACGAGAGACAGAAAAUUACAGAUAAAUACUUUCACGAGUUUCGGACAUUGGGGAAAGGUGGUUUCGGCGAGGUGUGCGCAGUGCAGGUGAAGACCACAGGACAGAUGUACGCCUGCAAGAAGCUAGAUAAGCGACGCUUGAAGAAGAAAGGCGGGGAGAGGAUGGCCCUCCAGGAGAAGAAAAUCCUGGAGCAGGUCAACAGCCUUUUCAUCGUCAACCUGGCCUACGCCUACGAUAACGACACCCACUUGUGCCUGGUCAUGGACCUGAUGAACGGAGGAGACCUCAAGUUCCACAUCUACGAGCUCGGAGAGCGCGGGAUCCGCAUGGACCGCGUGGUUUACUACGCGGCCCAGAUGACCAUGGGGAUCCUUCACCUGCACUCGAUCAACAUCGUCUAUCGCGAUUUGAAGCCGGAAAACGUGCUCCUGGACGCCCACGGCCACUGUAGACUGUCGGAUCUCGGGCUGGCUGUCGAGCUGGCGAACGGGAAAAUGAUCUGCCAAAAGGCUGGCACGACUGGUUAUAUGGCCCCCGAGGUUCUGAUGCAGCAGUACUACAGCACGUCGGUGGACUGGUGGGCGCUGGGCUGCAGCAUCUACGAGAUGGUGGCCGCUCGCCUGCCCUUCCGCGACUUCCGCGAAAAGGUGCAGAAGAGCGAGGUGGCCCGCCGCACCCUGGAAGACGCGUGCAAGUUCCAUCAUAAGAGAUUUGACCCGGCGACCAAAGACAUCAUCUGUUGCCUGCUUAAGAAAAAAGCAGCGCAUCGCCUCGGGUGCCAAGGCGAUGACCCCCGAAGACACCCGUUUUUCCGGAACAUCGAUUUCCAUCACCUGGAGGCGCGGCGGGUGGAGCCCCCCUGGGUGCCCAAGGCCAACGUGGUGUACGCCAAAGACGCCGAAAGCUUCGACUACACGUCGGAGGCGGGAGACGUCGAACUGGAUGCCAAGGACGAGAAGUUCUUUGAAGAGUUCAGCACGGGCGCCGUGGCGGUCUCGUGGCAGAAGGAGAUGAUCGACAGCGGCUUGUUUGAUGAGCUCAACAUGCCCGAAAGGAACGGCCAUGAUCAAGUGAUGGCAUGGAAAUCAAAGACGUGUGUCGUCCUCUGAGCGUCCCGUUUAAUCUCCAGAAUACUUGAAACGAUUGUGCUGCUCUCAAAUAGGAUCCUUAGCCGAUAAGUACCUCAAAUAACAAUUAAGAUUACAAUCAUCCUCAUUUGAUUGAAAGACUUUAAUAGCAACUUGAACGCUGCUUUUGUCUUGAAAUCAUUCCAGUGCUAGUAAGUCACUGCAGUUAAAUGCUUUUUUUUUUUUCCUGCCACGUUAAAAUAUGUCUUUUUUGGGGGGGAUACCGAUGAAGACCUUGUGUACUUUUUCUGUAGCUAACAGCAGUUUACUGCUGCGGUAACUGCACAUCAGCAGAAGUUGGUUCACAGUGGAGUUCCGAAUUUCAAAUAGAAACACGGCGUAGUCGAUCAGCAACCAAUGCCAGUGCAGUGCUCAAGUCCCAAUUACGCUUCAAGGCCUUAACUACGACAUCGUUAAACGAAAACGGGAACCGAGGGUGCCUUCUUGUGCAGCGCGUCAAUGUAAUGCGCAAUUUCAACAUUGCACUCUCUUUCCAUGACGUACAUCACUUUCUUGAUUUGGUUCACUAUGACGCUUCAUUUACUUGCUGGCCUAAUUCUCAACGCCUGUACAAAAAUGAUGAAG